CCCUCCUCUCCGGGCUCUAUGCCGUAUUCCGCGCCGAGUGUCGCGCAGUCCGUCAUGGGGAGCGGAGAGUCGGGCGGGCCGUAGAGGAGAAGGUCGUAAUGUCGGCUCUGGCCGCCCUCCUCCUGGGCCGCUCCCCGGUCUCCCUCCUCGGCUGUCCCGGCCGUACGAUCCUCCGGGGGGUCCGAGCCACACAUGUCCUCCUCCGUCCCGUACCGAGCCCGGCAUGUGCACCGAUCACCGCCCGGAUACCGGAACACCUACCGACACCCUCCGCCCGGAUAUUGUACCGGAGACACCGAUCCGACAUUCCCCCGGGAGAGAGACCACCGGAGACACGGGGAGACCCCCUCCCCCACCGUAACCUGUAUGAGAACCCGUGGACCAUCCCCAACCUGCUGUCUAUGACCCGGAUCGGUCUGUCCCCCGUGUUGGGCUAUCUGAUCAUCGCACAGGAUUUUAACACUGCGAUCGGCGUAUUCGGUCUCGCAGGACUGACUGAUCUGCUGGAUGGAUACAUUGCGCGGAAUUGGGCCAAUCAGAAGUCUGCGCUGGGGAGCGCUCUCGAUCCACUUGCUGACAAAAUCCUCAUCAGUGUCCUAUAUGUAUGUUUAACAUAUGCAAAUCUGAUUCCAGUUCCCCUCACAGUAUUGAUCAUUUUAAGAGACAUUGCCUUGAUUGCCUCUGUGUUUUAUGUUCGAUAUAAGACACUGCCGCUGCCUAGAACAGUUGGAAAAUAUUUUAAUCCUUGCUAUGCAACUGCUCAGUUAGAGCCAACGUUUAUCAGUAAGAUGAACACGGCAGUUCAGUUAAUACUGGUAGCAGCUUCAUUAGCGGCUCCUGUGUUUAAUUAUGUGGAUAGUGUCUAUCUUCAGGUACUAUGGUGUAUCACUGCUUUCACAACGACUGCCUCAGGGUACAGCUAUUAUCAUUAUGGACAGAAAACGGUGAAGGUUUUGAACAAUGAAAAAAUGAAACAUUCAUGAAGAACCCUCAGCACCAUCACUUGACGGACAUAAUUUCAUGUUGGUGCUCUUUAACUGAUAAACUCCAAUCGUAAGCCUAAUGAACUGGAUAAAACCGAAUCAGUCUGAUUAUUAUUUAUACACAAAUAUUCAAUAUUUGAAUUUUGAUAUAAUAAAACAUGGUGGAUUUGAA
Rana temporaria (common frog) is the source of this 1155-nucleotide messenger RNA. It is a transcript of the gene CRLS1, whose product is annotated as cardiolipin synthase 1. The transcript has 7 exons. The record is from RefSeq and is a predicted model, not a curated record. Gene Ontology annotation, biological process: cardiolipin biosynthetic process. Gene Ontology annotation, molecular function: cardiolipin synthase activity. Bases 99 to 983 code for a protein of 294 amino acids. NCBI's taxonomy places the organism in Eukaryota, Metazoa, Chordata, Amphibia, Anura, Ranidae. Gene Ontology annotation, cellular component: membrane; mitochondrion.